GCGGCGGAGCUCCCCAAGCCGGGACAGUCACUCACUCUCUGGGCGGUGGGGCCGGGCACAGACAGCGCCGCCAGUCCCCCAACCCCCGCCCGCCUCGCAAGCCCUCGGAAGCUCAGGCUUGCGGCACUGCGCUGGGGGCUCCCCGGCACCCAAGCCUCUUGUCCCCAGCCCGCAGAACCUUCAGGCUCCCCUUAUCCUCGAGAGGCACCAAGAAUUGUCGCAGGGGGACCUCGGGAAAUUCCCUGGACCCCUGUGCCAGGAGGUGCCCGGUGCGCCUGCCCGCCUCCCCACCCCGAGGGCGGUGCCCGGGGGCGCUGCCCCAUGGAGCGGGGAGGCGGGCACCGUCUGCUCCCGGAGCCGUGACCCGAGUCGGAGCUGUGUGUCGCAGCCGCCCCGACCCCCGUGGAUCAUGCGCCGUCACCCCUGGCUCCCUGGUCCCACCGGGCUGUGAGCCCCCCACUCCCGGCCUGUCAAGGCCCGCGCGCCAUGGGCAGCACCCACCCUUGCCCCUGGCUGCGGCUCCGACCUCGGCCCCAGCCGCGGCCCGCGCUUUGCGCGCUCCUGUUCUUCCUACUGCUGCUGGCUGCCGCCGUGCCCAGGUCUGCACCCAACGAUAUUCUGGGCCUCCGACUUCCCCCUGAGCCUGUGCUCAAUGCCAACACAGUGUGCCUGACAUUGCCGGGCCUGAGCAGGCGGCAGAUGGAGGUGUGUGUGCGCCACCCUGAUGUGGCUGCCUCAGCCAUCCAGGGCAUCCAGAUCGCCAUCCAUGAGUGCCAGCACCAGUUCCGGGACCAGCGGUGGAACUGCUCUAGUCUUGAGACUCGUAACAAGAUCCCCUAUGAGAGUCCUAUCUUCAGCAGAGGUUUCCGAGAGAGUGCCUUCGCCUAUGCCAUUGCUGCAGCUGGCGUUGUGCAUGCUGUGUCCAAUGCGUGUGCCCUAGGCAAACUGAGGGCCUGUGGCUGCGAUGCUUCCCGGCGUGGGGAUGAGGAGGCCUUCCGUCGCAAGCUGCACCGCCUGCAGCUGGACGCGCUGCAGCGCGGUAAAGGCCUGAGCCAUGGGGUCCCUGAGCACCCAGCCCUGCCCCCUGCCAGCCCCGGCCUGCAGGACUCCUGGGAGUGGGGCGGCUGCAGCCCCGACGUGGGCUUCGGGGAGCGCUUCUCUAAGGAUUUUCUGGACUCCCGGGAGCCUCACAGAGACAUCCACGCACGCAUGAGGCUCCACAACAACCGAGUUGGGAGGCAGGCGGUGAUGGAGAACAUGCGGCGGAAGUGCAAGUGCCACGGCACGUCAGGCAGCUGCCAGCUCAAGACGUGCUGGCAGGUGACGCCGGAGUUCCGCACCGUGGGGGCGCUGCUGCGCAGCCGCUUCCACCGCGCAACGCUCAUCCGGCCGCACAACCGAAACGGCGGCCAGCUGGAGCCCGGCCCCUCGGGGGCACCGUCACCGGCCCCGGGCGUUCCGGGGCCGCGGCGCCGCACCAGCCCCGCCGACCUCGUCUACUUCGAAAAGUCGCCCGACUUCUGCGAGCGCGAGCCCCGCCUGGAUUCGGCGGGCACCGUGGGCCGCCUGUGCAACAAGAGUAGCGCUGGCCCCGACGGCUGUGGCAGCAUGUGCUGUGGCCGCGGCCACAACAUCCUGCGCCAGACGCGCAGCGAGCGCUGUCACUGCCGCUUCCACUGGUGCUGCUUCGUGGUCUGUGAGGAGUGCCGCAUCACCGAGUGGGUCAGCGUCUGCAAGUGAGCGCAAGGCUCCCGCCUCCCUGAGCCUGGCCCAAUGCGUCAUGCGAUCUUGGCUCCUAGGAGAGGAGGUUGGACGACAUGAUCUUAUAGGGGCCUCCCAGCUCUGAGGGUCGUCACGUCUGCAAUCACGGGACAGUCCAGGCCUGUGUGGACCCCACCACACACUUCUAUGGGCUUCAGGACUGAUUUGCCUCCUGGCCAGCGGCCCCAAAUUCAGUUCAGUUGGGCUAGGGAUUGCCCCACAGUCUAGGGCAAGUGUCAGCCCAGCCGCCCCUGGGUCUGUUUCCUUUCAUCCCUCACCCCUCCCCCUGCAUGGGAGGGAAGGAGUGGAAGCUGAUGAUCAGGGGGAGGAUUAAAAGGAAGAAAUGGACAUAACUGAGCUGGAGUGAUUCUACAGAGGCCUCAGACACCCUUCCCCACCAGCACUCACCCCACAUCACCCAUUUAACAAAUAUUUAUUUUGCACUCUU
Molecule: messenger RNA, 2209 nt
Organism: Manis pentadactyla (Chinese pangolin)
Lineage: Eukaryota; Metazoa; Chordata; Mammalia; Pholidota; Manidae
Gene: WNT10A
Product: Wnt family member 10A
Exons: 4
Coding region: 487-1740 (417 amino acids)
Biological process (GO): cell fate commitment; neuron differentiation; canonical Wnt signaling pathway
Cellular component (GO): extracellular region
Molecular function (GO): frizzled binding; cytokine activity
Source: RefSeq, a predicted model, not a curated record